Cetraspora pellucida is the source of this 2805-nucleotide messenger RNA. The record is from the annotation of a GenBank genome assembly. Lineage: Eukaryota; Fungi; Glomeromycota; Glomeromycetes; Diversisporales; Gigasporaceae.
AUGAAUGUUGAUAAGCUUUUCAAAAUUCCUUCAAAUAAGAUACCUAGUGGAAAGAAUAAGCGAAAACUUUCUGCUAAUCCUAACAUAGAAGUACUAAAAGCCGUACGUUUACAUAAUGAAGAACAGGAGGAUGAACCUUCCGUAGAAAGCAGUGAACAAAAACGUAUUUUGGACUUGGUAGAUCAGGUUGAUGUUGAAGAGCCAGAAGCUUUAGAUGUCGCAGGCGUUCGUAAAAUGAUUCUUAAACUUGAAAAAGCUAUAACCAAGAAUCAAGAACUUCGCGUCAAAUUCAGCGAUGAUCCAACAAAGUUCAUGGAAUCUGAAGCAGAUCUUGAUGAAGGGAUCAAGCAUCUAUUGACACUUACCGAAGUACCUGACUUAUAUUCUCAAGUUGUUCGGAUGGGUGCCAUACCGUCUAUUGUUUCACUUUUGAGUCAUGAGAAUACAGACAUUGCUAUAGACGUUGUAGAAUUAUUAAAUGAAUUGACAGAUGAAGACGUAGUUGCAGAAAAUGAUGAAGAUGCUAUGAAAGUUUUCAUUGACUCUUUGCUUGAAAACCAAGUAUUGGAACUUCUUAUCCAGAAUCUUAGUAGAUUAAAUGAGGAAGAAUCAAAUGAUAAACAAGGAAUUUUCAACACAUUAGGUAUAAUUGAAAAUUUUACGUCAUUUGAUCCAUCAUUGUCAGAGAAACUUGUAAAAGACACCAAUAUAUUACAAUGGAUACUGACGCGAAUCAAAGCCAAAUCAUUUGAUUCUAAUAAACAAUAUUGUAGUGAAAUAUUAGCAAUUUUAUUGCAAAAUAGUCGAGCCAAUAGGUUAAAAUUAGGUGAAUUAAGUGGUGUAGAUACGUUGCUACAAGUUUUAAAUGCCUAUAAACGUAGAGAUCCUAAAGAUGCAGAUGAGACCGAGAUGAUGGAAAACUUUUUUGACGCAUUGUGCUCAGCAUUAGCUGAGCCUGAAAUUAAACAAAAGUUUCUCGAAGGGGAAGGGGUCGAGUUAAUGCUAAUUAUGAUGAAGGAAAAAAUGAUGUCGAGAAUGCGUUCUAUUAAAGUAUUGGAUUAUGCAUUAUCUACACCAAACGGAGCUAGUAGUUGUGAACGAUUCGUAGAGAUAUUUGGAUUAAAAACACUCUUUUCUACUUUUAUGCGCAAGGGCUUAAAAAAAUUCAAAAAAAAUUACAAAUCGUUUUCGGAAGCUGAAGAAGAAGAGCAUAUAAUCGGGAUAAUAGUAUCAUUAUUAAAGAACCUACCACAAAACAGUGAACACCGAUUAAGGUUAUUUAGCAAGUUUAUUGAAAAUGAUCUUGAAAAAGUUGAUAGGCUACUUGAAAUGAGAGAAAAUUAUGAAUUCAAAGUUUCAACUGUUGAUAAGGAAAUUGAAGAAGAAAAGGAGGCAUUAGAAGAUGAUGAGAUCGAUGAAACGUUGGACGAAAUAUAUUUGAGAAGAUUAAGCGCAGGAUUAUUUACUCUACAGCUUAUUGAUCUCACGAUCGCAUGGAUUUGCUACGAAGAACCCAUGCUUAAAGAACGUGUAACGAUCCUCUUGAAUCGUACUGGACAGAGCACCGCAAAUGUGAAAACCGUAUUGGAAGAAUACCAUAAAAACAUGGGCGGCGAUGGUGAUCAAGUUAAGACUGAAAAUAUGGAAAAGCAAAUGAUUGAAACUCUGAUAGCCUUAAUUUUUGUCCUGCUCACAUCAUUUUGUGCUAAUGUCCAAGCUGAUUUAACGUUAUAUCAAGAUUUUAUUAGCGCAAAUGCAACCAAAAUUAAUAAUUCAAGUUCAAAAGCUGGAUUUUAUUACACUGCAGACAAUUCAGGAUUGCAAUUAAUAACAGGUUCUAAUGAUCUUGCGGAUAAUGUUAUGGGUAUAUUAUACAAUGUUGCAGACCCAUGCUCAUCUCAAUGUCAACAAUCUUUACCUGCCGUUUCAGAUGCUCUUAACAACUCGAGGAUAGCAGUAAUAAAUUUAAGUUCCAAUUGUCCAAUUAAUCAACAAAUCAUUUCUGUACAAAAUUGUGGCGGUAUUGGAGCAAUUAUUUUUGGUAGUGAAAGCGAUGAUUCCUUAAAAAAAGAUUCUGUUACUAUUACAGUAUUAAGAAUCAAAUCCAGUAUGGGAAAUAAGCUGUUAACUACUAUGAAUGAUACUAUAAAUCAAAGUUCCGGAUUGGAACUAGUUCACGUAGUAAUUAUUUCCUCGCAAGAUAGUUAUGCUAGUUCUUGGAAACUUGCUAUAAUUGUAAUUGGUUCAUUGUUAGUAGCUUCAUUUUUGGUUUCCAGUAAACUUCGUGAACGUAACAUGAUGGUUGCUCAGCAAGAAGCUAAUAUGAAUUCUAAAUUACAAAUAUUUACAUUGGAUAAAUCUAUUGUUAAAACUUUUCCAACUAAAAAAUUUCGAAAACAAGAUAAUGACAACCAAUCCGAUGACCCUUUUACAUCUGUUAGCUCUUCUAUUGCUUCGUCAUCAAAAGAUGCCAAGAAUAAUAAUGAUUAUUCCAAUGAUGUAUGUGCUAUUUGUUUGGAUGAAUUCCGUGAUGGUGAAAAUUUGAGACAAUUACCAAAGUGCUCACACACAUAUCAUAUUGAAUGUAUCGAUCGUUGGCUUACAACAAAGUCAUCACUAUGUCCCCUUUGUAAGCAGGAAACUGCACCGCAAGAUGUAAUUGAUAAGCGAGAAAAAAGAUUUGCACAAGCUUUACAAAUUCACUCAAAUCUUGAUUCGAUUUAUGACACAUCCAACAGUCGAUCUAAUAGACAUAAACUUUCUCCAGCUGUCAUUCGUUCUGAUAAUGUUUCGCGUAUGGUGUAA